Molecule: messenger RNA, 2699 nt
Organism: Helianthus annuus (common sunflower)
Lineage: Eukaryota; Viridiplantae; Streptophyta; Magnoliopsida; Asterales; Asteraceae
Product: probable cytosolic oligopeptidase A
Exons: 17
Coding region: 89-2377 (762 amino acids)
Biological process (GO): peptide metabolic process; proteolysis
Molecular function (GO): metalloendopeptidase activity
Source: RefSeq, a predicted model, not a curated record
AUACCACAAUCACAAAAAAAAAAAAAAAAAAGGCAGAUAAUAUUUCUUUUGAAAAUCUAAUACACACACGACAUCCAACUCCGUCGCCAUGGCCGUCGCUAUGCCCUCUCUGAUGUCUGUUAUUCGUUCUUCAAACCCUAAACCUCUUCUCACUUCUCAUUUCCCUCCCCUGCGCUCUUCUGCCUUCCACUUCCGCCUCCGUCCAUCUCCACCGCGCACGCCACUCCUCCGCCGCUCUUCCAUCGCCGCUGCCUUUUCCGAUCAACCACAAUCUCCAUCCUCAAUAACAAUCGAAGAUAAUCCGCUGCUGCAGGACUUCCAGUUUCCUCCGUUUGAUGUUAUUGAUGCUUCACAUGUGCGUCCUGGAAUGCGUGCCUUGCUCAACAAGCUAGACGAUGAUUUGGCGGAAUUGGAGAAGACGGUUGAGCCAUCGUGGUCAAAGCUAGUGGAGCCGUUGGAGAGGAUAGUUGAUAGGUUGAGUGUUGUUUGGGGAGCUAUUAAUCAUCUGAAAGCGGUUCAAGAUACUCCUGAGCUUCGUUCCGCCAUUGAAGAGAUUCAGCCUGAGAGAAUCACAUUUGGCCUAAAGGUUGAUCAAAGUAAACCAAUUUAUAAUGCUUUCAAGGCUAUGAAGGAUUCACCAGACUGGGCAACACUAAGUGAUGCUCGUAAACGAAUAGUUGAAUCAUCGAUAAAGGAUGCUGUUCUCAGUGGCAUUUCACUUGAAAAUGAUGAAAGAGAAGAGUUCAAUAAAAUUCAACAGGAGUUAGCAAAGCUUUCUAAAACAUUCGGGGAAAACGUUCUAGACGCCACAAAGAAAUUUGAAAAAUUAAUAACCGAUAAGAACGAAAUCGGCGGGUUGCCAGCUACCGCUCUCGGAUUGGCCGCACAAAUAGCCACAUCUAAGGGUCAUGAAAAUGCCACUGCUGAAAAUGGGCCAUGGAUGAUAACACUAGACGGACCAAGUUUCAUGUCUGUUAUGCAACAUGCUAAGAAUCGGGCUUUGCGGGAGGAAAUUUACCGUGCUUAUAUAACACGUGCGUCAAGUGGAGAUUUAGAUAAUACUCCGGUUAUUGAACAAAUUUUGAAGCUUAGGUUAGCAAAGGCUAAGCUUCUUGGAUAUAAUAACUACGCAGAGUUAAGCAUGGCUACUAAGAUGGCCACUGUUGAUAAAGCGGAAGAGCUGCUCGAAAAGCUAAGGAGUGCUUCUUGGGAUGCUGCAGUUCAAGAUAUGGAGGAGCUCAAGCAAUUUGCCAGAAGUCAAGGUGCUCCCGAAGCUGAUGAGUUGGCACACUGGGAUAUUACCUUCUGGAGUGAAAGACUAAGAGAAUCAAAAUAUGAGAUAAACGAGGAAGAAUUACGACCUUACUUUUCUUUGCCUAAAGUUAUGGAUGGUCUUUUUAACCUUGUGAAAAUGCUAUUUGACAUUGACGUCGUACCAGCUGACGGUUUAGCACCCGUUUGGAACAGUGACGUAAAAUUUUACUGCAUCAAAGAUUCAACCGGGUCACCUAUUUCAUAUUUUUACUUCGAUCCAUAUUCUCGACCGUCUGAAAAACGAGGAGGUGCAUGGAUGGGUGAAGUUUUUGCGCGAACCCGUGUAUUUUCAAAUGAUAAAACCUCUGUUAGGCUACCUGUUGCUCAUAUGGUCUGCAAUCAAAUGCCACCGGUUGGUGACAAGCCAAGCCUAAUGACUUUCCGCGAGGUGGAGACUGUGUUUCAUGAGUUUGGUCAUGCACUUCAACAUAUGCUAACGAAACAAGACGAGGGACUUGUUGCUGGUAUUCGCGGCAUAGAGUGGGAUGCUGUUGAAUUGCCUUCACAAUUCAUGGAAAAUUGGUGUUAUCAUAGGGAUACCCUGAUGAGUAUAGCCCAACACUACGAAACUGGAGAGUGUCUCCCUGAAGAUAUAUAUCAGAAGCUUCUUGCCGCUAGAACUUUUCGUGCGGGUUCUAUGAGUCUUCGUCAGCUCAAGUUUGCUACCCUUGACUUAGAACUGCAUAGCAAGUAUGUUCCUGGUGGACCCGAAUCUAUCUAUGAUGUUGACCAAAGGGUCGCUAAAAGAACUCAACUGCUUCUUCCACUUCCAGAGGAUCGGUUCCUUUGUGGUUUCAGCCAUAUUUUUGCAGGUGGAUAUGCUGCUGGUUACUAUAGUUACAAGUGGGCAGAAGUGUUAUCUGCCGAUGCUUUUUCGGCAUUUGAGGAUGCUGGGUUAAAUGAUGAUAAGGCGUUAAGAGACACAGGAUACAGGUUCCGAGACACUGUACUUGCUCUUGGAGGUGGAAAAGAUCCAUUAGAGGUUUUUAUCGAAUUCCGAGGGCGUGAACCCUCUCCCGAGCCCCUGUUGAGGCACAAUGGCUUGUUACAGACAACUGCUUGAACAUCCAGUGGUAUACUGCACAUAGUAGAUUUGAAGUUGCUGAAAGGAGCCAAAAGGUUCAGUGUCUUCUUCAUUGAGAAACAAAGUAGUGCAUUCUGUUUUAUCAUUUUAUGCAAGUUCAACUUUGGUUUUUUUUUUUCCAGCAUUAUUCAUCCAUGAGAAAAUCAUGAUGUAUUAUAUCUUUAUACAGCCAUGUUAGAAACAAAUAUCUCCUAUAACCAAGAGAUACGUUACUUCAUACUUGCGAAUCCAAGCUAUAGAAAUGGCAUAACUCUAUGAAAUCAUGACUUUUCUAGGUGGUGUUACACACCAAAUUCGAUAA